This is a messenger RNA of Corvus hawaiiensis (hawaiian crow), 2900 nucleotides long. RefSeq names its product establishment of sister chromatid cohesion N-acetyltransferase 2 (gene ESCO2). The transcript has 12 exons. Gene Ontology annotation, cellular component: chromatin; nucleus. NCBI's taxonomy places the organism in Eukaryota, Metazoa, Chordata, Aves, Passeriformes, Corvidae. Gene Ontology annotation, molecular function: protein-lysine-acetyltransferase activity. Gene Ontology annotation, biological process: mitotic sister chromatid cohesion. The record is from RefSeq and is a predicted model, not a curated record. The coding region runs from base 15 to 2900 and encodes 961 amino acids.
GGCGGGCGGCGGCCAUGGCGGAGGCGGCGCUGAGCAGCUCCGGAGGGGCCGCGGCCGAGGGAACCCCCCGGAAACGGAGCCGGGAUCCCGAUGGCUCCGGCUCCGAAUUCCAGACCCCGGUGACCAAGCGGCUCCGAGCCUUUCCCGGGAUUCUGUCGCCAUCCCGGCAGCAGCCGCCGCUCUCUUCCCGGCCCCAGUGGGAUCGCAGCGGGAAUCGCUCCGGCCCGGGAGCCGAGGAGGGCGAGGCCGUUCCCGGGAAAGCGGCGCAUCCCAGGAGAUUGGACAUCCCGGCCCUUCCCGGGAAUUCCCAGCCGCAAUCCCAGAAUUCCCAGCCGCAUUCCCACGUCCCUGUGGCAGCUUUUUAUGGGAAAAGGACCUACCUGGAUCCUCUGGAGAGGAAACGGCUCCGGGAGCUGCUGGGAGCGGGCGGCGGCAGCGGGGCCGGGAAUAUCCCGGGAAAACCCGGCGGGAAUCCCAGCGGGAAUGGCAGGAAUCCCAGCAGGAAUCCCAGUGGGAACAGCAGGAAUCUCGGCAGGAAUAGCAGAAAUCCCAGCAGCAAUCCCAGCAGGAAUAGCAGGAAUCCCGGCAGGAAUCCCGGCCGGAAUCCCGGCGGGCAGCGCGGCUCCAAAGGCGCAGCCGACGCCGGGCGCGUUCCCAAGGCGAAGGCCGGCGUUCCGGAGGGGACGGGCGGCGGGAAGGGCCGGAAUUCCGAGCGGCCACAGGCGGCGCCGCGGGUGCUGCUGGGCCGGGGGGCGCGGCCGGCGCUGAGGCUCCCGCUGGGAUCGGCCUUCUUCAGCUCCGGGAGCCGAUCCCGAUCCCGGAAAAAGCCCGGAGAGGCCCGAGCCGCGCCGGGAAAGGCUCAGCCGGGAGAAUCCGCCCCCCGGGAAAAGGCGCAGGAGAGGCGGGAACCGGGAAGGAUUGCGGAGGCUCGGGAAGAGGAGAAGGAAAACUGGGAGAGCAACGUGGGAGAGGCUGCACGGGGCGGGAAUGGCGCCGGGAAUGGCAACGGGAAUGGUGCUGGGAAUGGCACCGGGAAUAGCGGGAAUGGCACCGGGAACGGCACUGGGAAUAGUGGGAACGGCACCGGGAACAGCAGGAACGGCGCUGGGAAUUGUGGAAAUGGUGCUGGGAAGAGUGGGAACGGCACCGGGAACAGCACCGGGAAUUGCGGGAACGGCACCGGGAGUGGGAACGGCACCGGGAACAGCACCAAGAACGGCACCGGGAAUUGCGGGAACGGCACCGGGAGUGGGAACGGCACCGGGAACAGCACCAAGAACGGCACCGGGAAUUGCGGGAACGGCACCGGGAAUUGCGAGGCCGGAGCGGCCGGAGGCAGGAAUGGGGAAUCCCCUGGAGUUCCCGCCUCUCCCAGCGCGGAUUCCCGGGAUUCCCUCGGCGUUCCCAGCGGGAAGAAGGCCCCGGGUUCUCCGGGCCCGGCCGAGCUCUAUCCCAUCUUCCUUCCCGGCAGGAGGAGGCCUCUGGAGGAGCUCCCGGCUCCGUUUGGGAUCGGCCCCUCCUGUGGAAAAGGCGCUGCCAGGAAAUCCCGGGAAGUGCCGGAGCUGCCCCGGGAUCAGCUGAUCAUUGACGCGGGCCAGCGGCGCCUGGGGGCGGAGCAGUGCGGAUCCUGCGGGAUGCUCUACGCUCCCGGAAUUCCCGAGGAUCGGCUCCAGCACCUCCGGCACCACCGGAGGCUCCACGAGGCGCUGCGCUAUCCGGGCUGGAAGCAGGAGCGCGUGGUGGCGGAAUUCUGGGAUGGGAAAAUCGUGCUCAUCCUUCCCGGCGAUCCCAAAUACGCCGUGAGGAAGGCCGAGCAGCUCCGGGAGUUGGUGGAUUCCGAGCUGGGCUUCCAGGCGGGAGCGGCUGCGGAGCGGGGCCGGAGCCUCUGGAGCUUCCUCUUCGUGUCCCCGGGGGGCGGCGUCGAGGGGGUGCUGCUGGCCCAGCCCCUCACCCAGGCGUUCCGGGUGCUGCCGGAGCCGUUCCCAUCCCCGGCCGAUUCCCAGGCUCAUUCCCAGGCUCAUUCCCAGGCUCAUUCCCAGGAUCAUUCCCAGGCUCAUUCCCAGGCUGACUCCCAGCACUCCCAGCACUCCCAGUGCCGCUCCCAGUCCCGUGCCGGGGCGCUGCCGGGGCCGUGCCGGGCCUGGCGCUGCUCGGAGCAGCCGGAGGCGGCCGCGUGCGGCAUCAGCCGCAUCUGGGUGCGGGCGGCGCGGCGGCGGCGCGGCAUCGGCCGCAGGAUGGCGGACGCGCUGCGGCGCUCCUUCGUCUUCGGGACGGUGCUGAAUUCCCGGGAUUUGGCCUUCUCCGACCCCACUCCGGACGGGAGAGCCUUCGCCGCGCGCUACUGCGGCCGGCCCGACUUCCUGGUCUACAACUUCCUGCACGGAGCCGGAACGGCAGCGGGAACCGCAGCGGGAGCGGCAGCGGGAGCGGGAUUGGGAUCGGCUGGAGCGGGAGCAGCAGCAGGAUCGGGAGCAGCUGGAUCAGGAUCAGCUGGAUCGGGAUCAGCAGGAGGGUUGGGAUCAGCAGGAGGGUCGGGAUCAGCAGGAUCAGGAUCAGCUGGAUCGGGAUCAGCUGGAUCGGGAUCAGCAGCAGGAUCAGGAUCAGCAGGAUUGGGAGCAGCAGCAGGAGCGGGAUCAGCAGGAUUGGGAGCAGCAGGAGGCCGUUCCCUGGGAAUCCCCACCCCCCCGCCCCCGCUCCCUUUCCCGCUGGGAAUCCCGGAAUUCCGCCCUCGCUUUUCCCGGGAAUCCUUCGGGGCCGGGGCUCUCUGCCCUGGCCUCGCCUCGGGAUGGAGCCGGGAAUCCUUCCCGGAGCUUCCCCGCGGGAUCUGCGCCCGGAGCCUCCCGGGGCCCUCCCAGCCGGGAGAUUCCCGACAUUCCCGAGGACGUUCCGUGGAUUUCUGA